AUGCCUCGUGGGAAUAAGCGAGUGAGUGCUAUAAACUCAUCACCAAGAGGAGGUCGACCUCGUGGAAGAGGUGGCCGUGGUAGAGGUCGUGGAAGAGGAGCAUGGAGUGCUUCUCCAGUCUACGACAACAAGUCGAUAGGAAGACCGGUUAAUGUUGACGAGGAGGAGGAAGAGAAACGUAAGAGGCGAGCCGAAAGGUUUAAAGAAGACCGUUGGCGAACCCCGGUCGGAUCGGGUCCACCGGCUUUCGCCAUGUCGUCAAAUAGAAGACAGGUCUCUAAGUAUCCGAAUGCAGAACGAUUUUUAAGAGACUACCUCAUAAGACAAGCAACGAACAGAAGAGACGUCGCAAAAAUUAGGACACUGCCGAGAUAUAUAAACAUACCAAAGUCCGGGCCGCGACAUCGAGCUCACGACUUCUUUAUCAACCUUCCCUACCUACAACGACUAUCAGAUUAUGGCAACGCGGAAUUUAUAAUGAAGGCAGAACUGCAAGCACAAAAAGCAGAAUUAUCAGAGAUAAUGAAGUUCAAGGGACCCCAAGGCCCACAAGGACCACAACUCGAAAUUUCUGCAGAAGGGUCGCCUAUACCCGUUCAUGCAAGGAUUGCUCGGCCAUUGCUAAUUAGGACUGACUCAGACAUUGAAAUGGCAGAAGCUGGGCCGCUUUCAGAAUCUCCGACAACAGUAUCAGCUUCAGCCAUCUUUCCCCAAAUUUCUUUGAAGAAAGCGAAUGCGUAUGGUAUGGUCGAUGGAAUAAGAGAGGACCUGUCUCCUAUGGACGUUGAUGAGGAUUAUCUUGGGAGUCUUUUGAGAGCUUCAGCGCGAGCAAGAAGAACAUCUUUAAAUGCAAAUACGAAUACGAGAAGACCAUCGAGAAGGGUGAGCUUCACCGGCACUCAGGAACUUAUUGAUUUUAGAACAGGCAGAAGUAAGGAAACAAUGGAGUCGCCAUCGUCAAAUCAGCAAUUCGAGGCGACGGUCAUUACAGAAGAACCAGAAGAUAUCGAGGACAACGAAGCAGUUCCGGGCACUCCGGGUGUUAAUAGUAGCCGCACUCUUUCCUUAGAUGAUAAACACGGAAGUUCAAAAGCUGCGUCACCGAAACUGAAGCGAGCAACAAUACCAGACAGCCUAAAUCCAAUGGUCUUCAAUAUGCGCACGCGGACAUAUGCGGGCUGGGCGACAAACUCUUGUGCUCUUUCGGAUUGCCCGUUCCAUGCCCACAAGCAGCCAAAAUGGGAGAGAUUAUACCAAGUGGAGCACAUCCGAGAUGUUCGCGCCACGUUAUACUCAUUCAGCAAGGGCGGUGCCUGCAACUGA
Molecule: messenger RNA, 1323 nt
Organism: Paraglomus brasilianum
Lineage: Eukaryota; Fungi; Glomeromycota; Glomeromycetes; Paraglomerales; Paraglomeraceae
Source: the annotation of a GenBank genome assembly